Messenger RNA from Arctia plantaginis, 5613 nucleotides. Lineage: Eukaryota; Metazoa; Arthropoda; Insecta; Lepidoptera; Erebidae. The record is from the annotation of a GenBank genome assembly.
AUGUGUGACAGCGAUGAAGCGGGGGACUCUGGUCGCUCCGGCAUGGAUUUGACUGGGUUUCUCUUCGGCAACAUUGAUGAAAGAGGCCAGCUUGAAGAUGACGGUCUUCUGGACGGUGAAUCUAAACGAAUGUUGUCUUCACUCACCCGAUUGGGUCUGGGUUCAAUGUUGUCCGAAGUUUUAGAAGAAGAAGAGACCAACAAAGAGGAUGAAGAAAAAGACUAUACACAAAAGAGUCCUUCAGCAGUUGACUUCUUUGAUAUUGAUGAUGCAGCUGAAGACGUAAAGGAGAUAGAAACUAGCACUAACCAAGAUGCACAAAAUGAUAUCACACACACAGAGGGCAACGAAAAAUCCAAUGUUAAGUCUGAGGUAGAUGAUACAGAUUGUUCACAGAGUGAAGAACAGACUAAAGAUGGAAAUUGGAAGAAUGAUAAUAUAUUUGAACAGAGUGUGAGGACUAACGAUGAGGGGUAUGAAGGAGAUAUGGAGGGAGAUGGUGAACUUAUGCCACCACCAACCACCAUACCGUCGAAGCCAGGUCAAUCAGAGAAACCUAAAAGAUUGGAAACACCACUGGCAGCAAUGUUACCAUCUAAAUAUGCUAACAUAGAUGUCAGAGAACUUUUUCCAGAUUUUAGGCCAGAUAAAGUCCUUUUAUUCUCACGCCUCUUUGGACCCGGAAAGUUAUCAAGCUUACCUCAAAUAUGGCGGGGCGUAAAAAAGCGCAGACGGCGCAAACGUAGUGGCAGUACCAGCAGUGAUACGCCACCUACGGCUUUGGAUAACCAGGAACCUCAGUAUGCUAGCGACGAUGAAGAUAAGUUCUUGAAGCCAAUGGAAGAAACUCAGCAAGGAAAUAACGAUACUAAUAAUACACAAUCUGGCGACAAAUCGCAAAGACCGACUCCAGCUCACUGGCGGUUCGGGCCAGCUCAAAUGUGGUAUGAUAUGCUAAAUGUACCUGAAACUGGCGACGGAUUUGACUAUGGAUUUAAAAUUAAGGCACCUUCUCCAGAAAGAGAAGAGCAACCUAAACCCAAGGAAGCUGAAGAAGAAAUAGUGGAAGAACCAAAGCUGGAAGAGGACCCUGACAGUGGGUUCCCUGAUGAUUCUUUUCUUAUGGUAUCACAGUUGCAGUGGGAAGACGACGUCAUAUGGGAUGGCAGCGAAAUUAAACAUAAGGUGCUCGCCCGCCUAAAUAGUAAAAGUAAUGCAGCUGGGUGGGUACCGACGUCGGUAAGCCGUACCGCUCAACAGUUCUCACACCCGAGACCACAACCUCCUGCGCCUAUGCAACCGAAACCAGCCACGGCCACAUCGUCAGCUAACAAAGGCCCCGAUAAUGCUGCUGAUGGUGAAGAUAAUACUUGGUACAGUAUAUUCCCUGUUGAAAACGAGGAACUAGUCUAUGGUACUUGGGAGGACGAAGUUAUAUGGGACGCGGAGAAUAUGCCAACAGUACCAAAACCAAAAAUAUUGACGCUCGAUCCAAACGAUGAGAAUAUUAUAUUGGGCAUACCCGAUGAUGUUGACCCCUCGAAGAUUACUAGAGAAAGAGGUCCAGCUCCAAAAGUAAAGAUCCCACAUCCCCACGUAAAGAAAUCAAAGAUUCUACUCGGCAAAGCGGGUGUAAUCAAUGUACUGCAGGAGGAUGCGCCGCCACCGCCACCAAAAUCGCCAGAUAGAGAUCCCUUCAAUAUCUCUAAUGAUGUAUACUAUCAAGCGAAGUCCCAGAACCCUCGGCUGAAAGUGGGCGGCGGACAGCUUAUCCAGCACAGCACGCCGGUGGUGGAGCUGCGCGCGCCGUUCAUCCAGACGCACAUGGGCCCGGCGCGGCUGCGCGCCUUCCACCGGCCGCCCAUGCGCAAGCUGUCCUACGGGCCGCUCGCCGCGCACGGCCCGCACCCCGUGCAGCCGCUGCUUAAACAUAUCAAAAAGAAAGCCAAGCAACGUGAAGCUGAACGUCUGGCUUCGGGUGGUGGUGACGUGUUCUUUAUGCGAACUCCUGAAGACUUGAGCGGUCGCGACGGUGAACUUGUGCUGGUAGAGUUUUGCGAAGAGCAUCCACCCCUCAUCAGUCAAGUCGGCAUGUGUUCAAAAAUUAAGAAUUAUUAUAAGCGUACUGCUGCCAAGGAUGAUGGUCCGAAACCGCUGAAGUACGGCGAAGUAGCAUACGCACACACUUCACCGUUCUUGGGAAUAUUGCCGCCGGGGGCGACCCAGCCCGUCAUAGAGAACAACAUGUACAGAGCGCCUAUUUACGACCACACCUUAGCGCAAAAUGACUUCCUCAUCAUAAGGACCCGACAAGCUUACUAUAUUCGUGAAGUGGAUGCUCUCUUCGUGGCUGGUCAAGAAUGCCCUUUAUAUGAGGUGCCUGGUCCCAACUCUAAGAGAGCUAAUAAUUUUGUGCGAGACUUUUUACAGGUGUUCAUAUACCGAUUGUUCUGGAAAUCUCGCGAUAAACCUCGUCGUAUAAAAAUGGAUGACAUCAAAAGAGCUUUCCCCUCGCACUCUGAGAGCUCCAUUAGGAAGCGUCUCAAACUAUGUGCUGAUUUCAAACGUACUGGCUUGGAUUCUAAUUGGUGGGUAAUAAAACCUGAUUUUCGCCUGCCAUCCGAAGAAGAAAUACGCGCCAUGGUAUCACCAGAACAGUGCUGUGCAUACUUCAGUAUGGCAUCCGCAGAACAGAGGCUCAAAGACGCCGGUUAUGGAGAGAAGUUCAUAUUUACACCGCAAGAGGAUGACGAUGAAGAGAUGCAACUGAAGAUGGAUGAUGAGGUAAAAGUGGCUCCCUGGAAUACAACUCGCGCCUACAUUCAAGCAAUGCGUGGCAAAUGUCUGUUGCAACUGACUGGACCGGCGGAUCCAACAGGCUGCGGGGAAGGGUUCUCGUACGUGCGAGUGCCAAACAAGCCGACACAACAGCCCAACGAGGAACAGCAGCCCAAGAGAACCGUGACGGGAACUGAUGCAGAUUUGAGAAGACUGAGUUUGAAUAAUGCCAAAGCUUUGUUGAGAAAGUUUGGAGUGCCCGAAGAGGAGAUUAAAAAACUGUCCCGUUGGGAGGUCAUUGAUGUAGUGCGAACACUAUCGACUGAAAAAGCUAAGGCCGGCGAAGAAGGUAUGACGAAGUUUUCAAGAGGAAACAGAUUUUCUAUCGCUGAGCAUCAAGAGAGGUACAAAGAAGAAUGCCAACGUAUAUUUGAACUACAGAACCGGGUACUGACGAGUACAGAAGUGCUAAGUACUGACGAGGCCGAGAGCUCCGUGAGCGAAGAAUCUGAUUUGGAAGAAAUGGGGAAAAAUCUUGAAAACAUGCUUGCGAAUAAGAAAACUACUGAACAGUUAUCUCUGGAGAGAGAAGAAGCUGAGAGAGCUGAACUGAGAAAAAUGAUCAUGGGACAAUCUGAAAAGAAGCCGCAAAUCAACCAAACGGAUCAGCAACAAUCAUCUAGCCAAGGUCGCGUACUCCGUAUCGCUCGCACUUUCCGCAACGCGUCCGGCCAGCGCUACACUCGCGUGGAGUUAGUGCGCAAGGCGGCAGUCAUUGAAGCGUACAUGAAGAUACGCUCCACCAAGGACGAUACCUUCAUACGACAGUUUGCAACCAUGGACGAGUCGCAGAAGGAGGAGAUGAAGAGAGAAAAGAGAAGAAUUCAGGAACAACUGCGACGUAUCAAGAGAAAUCAAGAGAGGGAAAGGCUUGCCGGCAACGUCACUGUCCCCGCGCCAUUUCCAGACGUUAAACCUUUUGGUGCCAGUUUAUCUACGUCUUUGGAUUUGGGAUCCCCGUCACCGAGCAUGAUACCGCUCGGGCAAAUCAAAACCGAACCCGAUGUACAAACACCAUCAUCUUCACGACGCCGCGCGAAGCUAAAACCAGACUUAAAGUUGAAGUGCGGAGCCUGCGGUCAAGUAGGACACAUGCGUACAAACAAAGCUUGCCCUCUAUACACGGGCUCAAUGGGCGGCGGGCCGUCGUCUCCCAUAGAGCCGGAUGUAGAACCGCCACCACUUGACCCCUCGGAUGACGACAUGGGAUACGUCGAUGGCACUAAACUUACAUUAAACACUAAGAAUAUUAAGCAAUCUGCGGAAGAUCUGAAACGUCGCGGUAGUGGUCGUCGGUCAGGUGGGAUGGGCGGGCUGGGCUCGGAGGCUCGUGCCUUAGGGCGCCGCAACCGCCGCGGCACCGUCAGCGACGGCUGCGACUAUCUCGUCAAGCGGCCCGCCGAGCGACGCCGCACCGACCCGCUCGUCACCCUCUCCUCUCUACUAGAAGACGUGUUGAACCACAUGAGACAUCUGCCCGAUGUUCAACCUUUCUUAUUCCCGGUCAAUCAUAAGUUGGUGGCGGAUUACUACCGCAUCGUCUCGCGGCCUAUGGACCUGCAGACCAUCAGGGACAACCUCAGGCAGAAACACUACCAAAGUAGAGAAGAGUUCCUCGCCGAUGUCAACCAGAUUGUGGAGAACUCCACUCUUUAUAAUGGACCUACAAGUAGCCUGACAGUGGCUGCUCAGCGCAUGUUACAGCGGUGCGUCGAGAAGCUCGCUGAGAAGGAGGAACAACUUAUGAAGUUAGAGAAACAAAUCAAUCCCUUACUCGAUGAUAACGACCAGGUGGCGUUAUCAUUUAUAUUAGAGAAUCUACUCACUACAAAAUUAAAGGUGAUGCCGGAAGCAUGGCCGUUCUUAAAGCCUGUCAAUAAGAAGCAGGUGAAAGACUACUACAGCGUUAUAAAGAGGCCUAUUGAUAUGGAAACGAUGGGCAAAAAAAUACAAGCUCAUAAGUACCACAGCCGUAACGAUUUCCUACGCGAUAUACAAUUAUUAGUGGACAAUUGUCGCGCGUACAACGGACCCAACUCGCAAUUCACUCGCCAAGCUGAAGCUAUUCUGAAAGUUACUCAAGAUUCUCUUGAACAGUUUGGUGAGCACGUAAGCCAGCUGGAAGCGAACAUAGCUCGCGUACAACAGAAAAUGCUAGAAGAGGCCGACCAUUCAGACUUGGACGUCGAAGAGCCACCUACACCGCAGCCAGACUCGGAGAAAAAACGUGGCCGAGGACGGCCGAGAAAACAUAAACCAUCCACUUCUACUACACCCGGUGCGCCGCCAAGAAAACGAGGCCGGCCACGUAACGAUCAAAACUCGCUAGAAGAAGAUCUCCAGUAUUCGGAUAGCGGCAGUUCCGAAUUAGAAGAGGUAGAACAGAAAGUAGCUGCUGAAGCUAUGGUGCAGUUGUCUGUACGUCCACCAUACCCAGACGAUGAUGUGCCCAUGGGUGAGCCGAGCUUCGACACAUCUGAAUUCCUGAAGAUAAAGCGCGAGGUCCCAGAUGAACUACCUCCUCCUACGGAAGAUUUCGUAGAUUUGGAUCAACAUAGCACUGACUUCUCAUUUCCGCCUAUGACGACAGUCAAGGAGGAGCCUAUCGAGCCCGACAUCGCAAUGGAUCCACCAAUGAUGGACAAUGCAGAGAUUAUACCGCCGCCGCAGUUCAAAGAAGAACCGCAAGAGAAUUGGCAGCCUGAUCCGGCAAUACAAGAUGAUCUGCAAGUCACUGACAGUGAAGAAGAACCGGAAGAUGGACUAUGGUUUUAA